AUGAGAUCUCACACCCUUCAACUUUUUCCCAUUCUCUUUCUAAUAUUUCUCACCAUUCUGUGUUUUGAAUCCUUGUUUCUUUUUCAGGGAAAGGAUCUCUUUGCAGAAAUGGACCUGGAUUCCUGUGAGGCAGAGAGGCCUCCGUUGGACACCAGAGAGAGUCCACUGGGUAAGGAGGAAGGUGGUUUCCCCCCAUUUGGUCUCAUUCUGUUGGUUUUCCAACUCAUCUGGGGGUUCUUUUCAUCUUCUUUUGGGGGGAGACAGUUGGGAACAAGGGUCCAGAGGAGGGGAGAUGUAUUUCUGCACAACUAACAUAUGAAAUGGGCACAAACGUCCAAAUGCUCUCAGUAGGUAAGGCUUUCUCAAAGGCCCAUCUGUAGUUAGAGAUGCCCUAUUUCACCUGUGAGAGAAGCAGGCACUCCUGGCGUCCUGCUUACCAUUUUUCUCUUGCAGGUGACAGAAUGAUGCCGGCAAGACCUCCUGAUCUGUCUUUUCAUGGGGGCAGAAGGGAAGCAGCAGCUGUGGAACCAGAUCAGGUCAGGGGAAGCUGCCUUGUGGGGACAGAGGCCGAGGGAUGGAGCAAUAUCAUGCACUGGUUGGGGACAGAGGAAUGGUGGGAGGAAGCAGCCGGGGAACCAGGAAGGGAAGACGGCUCAGAGCCGAAGGAGUGGAGGUAGAAGAAGGAUGAGCGGUCAGAGGGAGAAGAGGGAGAACCCUGGGAAGAGGAGGUGUCAGAAGCUGAAGGGCGAACAGGGCUUAGUGAGCUGGGAGACUCUGUGGCAGAAUGCAGUGCAGAAUCGGAGGCAGAAGAGGAAGGAAGCGAGUGGGAGGAGGGAGGUCGGGAGGCAGAGGUGAGUCAGGAUAAGGAAAAGCCACCGGUGGCUCCCUCUCCUUUUUCCAGAAGCCCCCCUCCCUGCUCGUCUCUCAGAGCCAGGAGACCCCCUGCAAUGCAGGAAUCUCUGCUAGAUCAUCCAAGACAGAUGGCCAUCCAAAACAGGCUUAUUUUAUUUCUAGAUUGAUCACUGAAUGCUAAAAUCGGUUUCUAAGCAGUGAACAAAUCAGAACAAAUAGUGGCCUGGAUUCACCUAACCAGCCCCAUUGGCUGCAAAAUGGGGCCUGCCCCCUAUUCCUCCCCCUCUCCAUGCCCCCAUGAAUUCCUGGAAUUUGGCUCUAGGGCAUUGGGAGGGGACUCCCCAGAACAGCUCAGGAGGAGAGGAGAAAGUGGAUCCUUCCAUUGGGGAAACUGGAAUGCUUGUGUAGGCAGAAUGACUUGGAAAACACAAGGUGGAGUACCACCUAUUUGCACAAAGAUGAACACCCAUAAUUAAAACGGAAAAUAAAAUAAGCAUCCAGAAUUAAUAUGUGCAGCAAAGCAAUCCUAUUGAAACAACACCACAAUUAACAGGAAAGACCGAACAGAGCAUUGUGUAGCAGAUUAUAUUUCUGCUGUCUCAGAGGAGGACAUUUCCCUUUUUGUUUUAGGGUCCAUUGUGCUUUGAAAAUGUCGCUGUUGGUUUCACAGACAAGGAGUGGGCGUUCCUGGAUCCUGACCGGAGAGCUCUGCAAAAGGACGUCAUGGAGGAGAAUCCUGGGAUUGUGACCUCUCUUGGUAAGGCUCCCUGUGGGAUCGUCAGAUCUGCCUGGAAAUUCAAAAAAUACCUCUAUGGGACCAACCUCAUAUAUUUUCACAGAGCUCAACAGCACCCCCUGUAACACCUGGGAACCUAACACCCCCACAAUAAAGAGUAAAUUACAGUUUUUUCUUUGAACAAUCUUCCUCAAAUUAUUCCUUUUUCUGCCAUGAUUGAGCUGCUGUGAACUUCCCAGGCCAUUUUCAAUGUCAGCUUCAGAAUUGUUAGGAAAGCUAAGUAGCUUCCGGUUUUUGUUUUUGCUCCUGUCAGUCUUGGGUUGACCAAAGAGAGGACUGGCAGUGAAGCUCAGGUGCUGCCAGCCAGAGAAUAAGCAGGCCGAGGGAGAGGAGAGUUAGCAGCGGAAGGCAGAGAGGAGGGGGAGAGGAACUGUCAUCUGAGCUCUGAACAAAGGGGAGAAGAAAAAGAGAGACAGAGUGACAGACAGCUGUGUGAGAGCUACAGGAGUGAGUCAGACGCUGGAAUGCAGGAAGCAUUCUCUGCCAAAUUUAAAGAUACUGGAAGAGAAGGUGGGGGCUUCCGUGCUGGGGAAGGGGGAGGAGCUCAGUCUGGGCAACUCCAUCUUGUGGGGAGGACGGUGAGUAGAGGAGCUCCGUCCAAGUUUGUUGUUUUAGCAAUAAAUCUGAAAUUAUUAACAGCCAGAGUCGUCUCACGUUUGUGGGAGAGACCAAGCCAUAACAAGGACUGACAUUGGAGAUGGAGGGGAUGCCAUGACUGGGCCAAAUAAAAUCCAUCCCAGAGAAGAGCUAGGCUUAUGGAAUCUCAGGUAGUAGUAGCAGUGAUGAGGAUGAUGAUGAUACAGUGGUACCUCGGUUUACAAAAUUAAGCUUUUCCAGAACGGGUACCACUGUAGUAAUAAUAAUAAUUUUUAUUUCUAUGUUGCCCGUAAUAAUAAUAAUAAUAAUAAUCUGAUUCCAUAUAAAAAGAACAUUAACUUUAAAAUGAACAACUUCUACUAGUGGCCAAAAUUGUGGAAACUUUUUGUGAAAAGUGUAUUUCUGAGGUUUGAUGGCUCAUAACUCCACCUUUGUGUGGAGUAAUGCCAUAAAAUUAUAUAGCAAUGGAAAGAUAAUUUAAUGAAGAAUGUAAUGCAGUCAUAAAGAAAAAAUGUGAAACCUUUGGUAACCAUUGGUAACCUUUAGCUUUCAUUACGGCCUUACAACACCUUCCCAUGAAGUGAAUCAAGUUUUUAGUUCUGCAGUUGUAAUAAUGUGAAACAAAGACUGAAUUAUUGCCUCUGUUAAUUGGGCUUUAUUGCUGGGUUGCCUCUGUUUAAAAUGUUUCUUUAGUCGACUGCAUAGAUUUCCAAUUGGGUUAAAGUUUUGGCUAUUCCCAGGCCAUUCCGGCAGUGGAAUAGGAUUAUCUUGAAAGCACUUUUUCAAAACAGCAGCAACAUGACAUGGAGCUGAAUCUUGUUGAAAUAGAAAACAAACAAACAAACAAACAAACAAACAAACAUAAAUGCUUCAGUAUCUGGGUAAAGAUCACCUGCGGAACGCUUCAGUUUGGGCUCAAGCUUUUCGUUUAUGUAUUUGGGGGGUAUUUAAAGUCCAGUCGCGAACGACUCUUGGGUUGUGGCGCUGCAGUAUUGGUGUUAAAUAAGUAAUGAUCAGACGAAAGGCAUCCUGGAAAAAGGAGAUUGAUCUGUGUGUGCAGCUGGUCUGGAGAGCCACCAAGGUCAACUUGCAUGACCCUGAAAGGCUGAUGCAAUGUAAGAACCUAAGAAUGCAAGAGUCUUGCUGGAUCCAUAUAGGUCCAUAUGAGGUCCAUAUAGUUCAGCAUCCUGGUCUCAUCUCAGGGACCAACCAGAUGCCCCAAUGGGAUGCCCAUUUGAGAUUCCCAGCAAGUGGCAUUCGGAAGCAUAUUGCCUCAUGCAGUGGAGGUCCAACACUGUAGUCCUACAACAGCCAUGCAAGGUGGGCCAGAGCCCUUGGUCUGGAUAGAGACAGAGGCUUAAAGCCCCCAGCCCUUCACACUAGGUUCUGUGAUAAUAAUUUUAAGGUCUUAAAGGUAAAGGGAACCCUGACCAUUAGGUCCAGUCGUGAUCGACUCUGGGGUUGUGGCACUCAUCUCACUUUAUUGGCCAAGGGAGCCGGCGUGCAGCUUCCGGGUCAUGUGGCCAGCAUGACUAAGCCGCUUCUGGCGAACCAGAGCAGUGCACGGAAACGCCGUUUACCUUCCCGCUGGAGCGGUACCUAUUUAUCUACUUGCACUUUGACGUGCUUUUGAACUGCUAGGUUGGCAGGAGCAGGGACCGAGCAACGGGAGCUCACUCCGUAGUGGAGAUUCAAACCGCUAACAUUCUGAUUGGCAAGCCCCAGGAUCUGUAGUUUAGACCACAGCGCCACCCGCUUCCCAUUUUGGUGGCAUUUACAUUCCCAUUAAUGACGCAAAUUCUGCCCACACCUUUUGCUGCCAUACAACCCCAGAUCAUCACACUAUCUGGGUGUUUCACGGUCGGUGUAAUGCAAGUAGCAUGUAAAUCUUCUCUGAUUCUUCUCCUCAUGUAUUUCAUGCCAUCACUACCAAGCAAGGAGAUUUGGGUCUCAUCGCUCCAAAUAACAGUGUCCCAUUGUUCCACUGUCCAGUUAACAUGGGUUUAAUCUUUUCAACCUUUGAUUGAGAGAUAACAAUGGCUUUUUCCUUAGAAUUCUAACAUUUUGACCAGUCCUUGUACUCAACUUCACAUUGCAUCUCGCCAUGUCAUCUUGUAUACACCCAGAUGAUUUUCUUCUGUCAGGUAGGAACAGUCUCUCCAUUCUUCGAUCGUCACUUGCCUUUGUGCACCUUUUCCUGCCUUUACCAGUCUGAUUUUGUAGUGCCUGAGUCUCCAUAUACAUCUUCAAAAAUAUAGAAAUGCCAGCUUUGGUUAUGUUUCCCCCAAUCUCUCUUCAAAUUUAUUCAUAAUUGUAGCCUUGUUCACGUAAUAGUACUAUUUUACAUUGCUUUCUGGGUGACCUGUCAACUUUUUGUGCCAUUUCUAUAAUUUUAUUAGGUUUACAACCUCACUAAAUGAAAGAACACAAAAAAACCCAACCAACUUGAUAGCAAUCACAUAACACAUUGACAAAAGUCAACCUAAGCAAGUUGUGCUUCCUUUUUCUGCUUAUUUGACUAUAACAUUUGAUAAAAUACAGGUAAUUGAACAAACUUGCAUUCUUGAUGGAUUGCAUUCUUGAUUAAAUUAUCUUUCCAUUGAUAUACAAUUAUAUGUUAUUCCUAUAAAAGAAGUGGUGUUAUGAGCCAUCAAACCUCUGAAAUACACUUUUUUCCAAAAGGCUUCCACAAUUUUGACCACUACUGUGUAUCAAACAAAGCAACAUUCAACAACUCAUCAGAAUCUAAUAAUAAAUAUGUUGGUUAUCGACAAGCAACACAGGUAAUGAACACACACCCAACUUGAAGCGCAGCAUAAAUUAACAAUGCAGAGUUUUUAAGUGAAAGAAUAAGAGCUUUACUGAGCUAAAAUAAACUUCUUCACAAAAACAUGGUUCCAAACAGUUUGACUGAGAUUACAUACUGACUCUGCUCACAACUGAGGCAGACUGACUCUGACUGAAAUCUUACAGAGAACACAGAGAGAAAAUGGCUGCUAAGUCACAUGUCAGAGUGACUCAACAGUUAGCAGUUAGGCCUGAAUGACUUUAGUAGACCCAAAUGAUUGUGCAGUCCCAGCACUUCCCAGCCUGCUUUGCUGCUUCUGCUCUCAUGUGUCUUUGUCACAUGACACUCCCCCAAAGACCUAGAGAGCAGAAGCAUAAACAUGAAAAAUUAACUUAUUCAUAUACUUUGUCCACAAAAUUCAGCUUUGCAAUCAAUUCAACAUGUUGCACCCUAGGGAACAGCAUUAUUUAUUUUGUAAAUAAAUCAGAGAAAUUAUCCUGUGAUUGACAAUAAACAAACUUAAUCACAUUACGUUGUAUAUGGUCUUUAACAUUGCAAAAUUUGGUGGCCACGUGUUUUGCACGUGCUGAAGUGUUCCCUAUGAUUAUCCUCAUAGAUUGUCACAGGCUGUUGCACUUCACAUCCCAAAUCAUUUAAUACCUGGAUGUACCAUGUGACUUCGUCACACGCUUCAGAUAAUGCAGAAAAUUCUGCCUCACACGUGGAUGUGGCAACCAAACCUUGCUUUUUGGAUUUCCAACCAAUUAGUGAAUUUCUAAACAUGACCACUAGACCGCUGGUUGAUUUUCUCGUGGGUGGACAAUUUGCGAAGUCACUGUCCACAAACACCUGCAAACCACUUGAAUUAGAUGCAGAUAAUUUUAUACACUUACUCUGUGUACACUUCAGGUAUCUCAGUAUUUGCUUCACAGCAGCCCAAUAAUUUACACUAGGCUUACUUUUCUGCUUAGAAUGCCUACACAAAAUGAAAUAUCAGGCUCAGGUACAGAAGAGAUCUUAUUACCGAUUGGUAUAAAUCUGGUUAGGGACGCGGGUGGCGCUGUGGGUAAAACCACAGUGCCUAGGACUUGCCGAUCGUAUGGUCGGCGGUUCGAAUCCCCGCGGCGGGGUGAGCUCCCAUCUUUCGGUCCCAGCUCCUGCCCACCUAGCAGUUUGAAAGCACCUUUAAGUGCAAGUAGAUAAAUAGGUACCGCUUUAUAGUGGGAAGGUAAACGGCGUUCCGUGUGCUGCUCUGGUGCAGGCUCGCCAGAGCAGCGAUGUCACACUGGCCACAUGACCCGGAAGUGUCUGCGGACGGCGCCGGCUCCCGGCCUCUAGAGUGAGAUGAGCGCACAACCCUAGAGUCUGUCAAGACUGGCCCGUAUGGGCAGGGGUACCUUUACCUUUACCUAUAAAUCUGGUUGAUCAAACAAAACAUCACUUUCAGUCUUUUGAAAAUCUACAGUCAUAGGGGUUUGCACAGCAUUACAAUCCUGCAUUUCUAGCUGUUCAAGCAGACCUUUAAUCUUUUGCUGUUGGCAUAUUAAGAAACUUCCAUCUGCUUCUCUGCAUAUUUGGACCCCUAAAUAGUGACUUAUUGGUCCUAGGUCUUUCAGUUUGAAAUGUUUUUCCAACUGAUUUGCUAUCUUUUGAAUUUUACCUGUGGGACUACCUGCCACCAUCAGGUUAUCUACAAAGAUCAAAACCAAUAUGUAAUUGUCGACUGAUCCUUUUGUAUACAAGCAAGGGUCAGCAAUACUUUUAAAUCCAAGAUUUGAGUUGUGUGUUUAUACAAUCGUUCCAGCAUUUAGCACUUUGCUUAAGACCAUAGACAGCUUUGUCUAAUUUCCACACCAAAUCAUUCUCCUCCUCAAACCCUGGGGGUUGUCCCAUGUAUAUCAUCUAGUCCAGAGGAGCAUUUAGAUAUGCAGAAGUAAUAUCAUAAUGACUCACUUCCAAUUUCUUGUCAGCUGCAACAGACAAACCAAGCCUCACUGAUUCUGCCUUGGCAGUGGGCGCAAAAAGCUCAUUAUAGUGUAUUUCUGGUUUUUGUGCAAAACCUUUUGCUACCAGUCUAGCUUUAAAACGUGUGUCAUCAGACACCUGAAUCUUCCUUUUAAAGACCCACCUGCUAGAAAUUCACUUUUUACCUGGUGGCAAUUUGGCUACUGUGUAAACCUUAUUUUCUUUAAAUAAUCCCAAUUCUUCUUUCAUGGCGUCAAACCAUUGGGUUUGUUCCUUAGAAGGUAGUUUCAGACCUUGAGCAAAGUCCUGCGGCUCUGUACAAUUAACAUGACACCAUUUGUUGCACCAAAAGUCAAUUUAUCUGGAGGGAUACCCUUGGUAGUCUGUGUGGACCUCCUAGGAAUAACCACUGGGCUUUCCUUCUCUUGUUGCUCCUCCAGUUCAUCAUUUUGUUGUUCCUCUGAUUCACUGCUUGUGGCACUUUGCAAAGUGUCAGUGUCUGAGGGCAAAUUUCCCCCACUUUCUAGCCUUUCUUCAGCAGCUGGCUGCCUGAGAGGCUCCUGUGGCUGUUCUGAGAGAGGAAUUAAAAUACUAGGAUCAGCAUGAACCUGUUCCCACCUAUCCUGUUCAGCAAAUUCAGCAAUUUGUGAAAUGACUACUCGGCCACGUCCCAAAGCAAAACGAUAAUGCCUGCUAGAAUAGCCCUGAUAGCCAAUGAAACGUAGCUUUCUGGUUUUAGGCUCACCUUUUCAUCUCAGAAACUUGGGGAUAUGAACAAAAGCCCAAUUCCCCCACACGUGUCAACCUCUGUAAUCCGGUUCCUUCCCCAAAAGCAUUCUGUAGGGAAUAUCACCAGUGGCAGUAGUGAAAGUAUGGUUCACAAGAAAAUUUGCAAUCAGGAGAGCUUCUCUCCAGAGCUUUGCAUCAUUUUGAUGCAAUCCAGCAUCAGUUAACAAGCUGUCCUUUACAAUUUGUUGUCAGCAUCGCCCUUGAGCCAGUGUCACCAACUGGACUCAUCCACUUCAGCCCCGACUGGGCUAGGCAAGCUGGGUAGCACUUCCAGAGACCACCUUCUGCACAGGAACAGGUCAAAGUGCUGUGGACUCACAGCUUAGAGUUGUGAGCACCGGAUUCACUUCCACAAGAAGAUAGUCGUCACACAGCAGAGUCUAGCAGAGCGUAUAAAUGACUCGGAGAGCAGCUCUGUAGAAUAUCUUCUUUAUUCUAUAAUUACAACUAUAAUACACAACUAUAUACAGAGCUAAAUAGGUCUAAGCAUAAAUGAAUGCUGCACUGCACUGAGUGUCUGCAGCUGCUCUUAGCAGCAACCUUAUCUAUACACACGAUCUCUAACACUCAGUCUCUCUCUCUGACACUGACUGACUGACACUUUGAUGUGGUGCUGGAGCGGAAUAAGUAGAGAGGAGAAAACCGUCCCUCCUCUCUGGAGAAGCAGCAGAGAAUCUGCAGAUUCUUGGAUAUGGGAGGGGUGAAAUCUCCUCAUCUGUAUGAUUCCUACACGUCUCUCUGCAACUCCAUUUUUCCAGGGACUAUUUGGACAUGUAAGACGAUGCGUUAUUCCAUGGCGUUUAAGCCAUGCCUGGAAUGAUUACUUAAAUAUUCGCCUCCUCGGGCGGUUUGGAGUUGAAUAACUGGCCUUUGAAAACGUCCUUCUGCCCAUACCUUCCAGGACUUAAAAGCAUCAGCACAUUCUGAUUUGUUUCUCAAUAGAUAUAGCCAUGAAUACCUUGUUUUAUCAUCCACAAUAAUUAGGCAAUAUCUAGAUCCUCCCUCACUCUCUGGAAAAGGACCAAUUAAGUCAGAAUGAACAAGUUGCAAAGCAUGUAUAGAAAUUCUAUCACUUCUACCUGGUAUUGGUUGCAACUUUGUUUUUGCUUGCUUGCAAAUAGCACAUUCAAGGUAUGUGCUGCACUGGUUGACAUUUAAAUCUUUACAUAUUUUUUGCAUGUUCUCCAGAUAUUUGAAACUUGCAUGCCCCAUUUUUCUAUGCAAAGCAUGGAUGCAGUUUUUAUGCGGGCAAUUAGAGUUUUGCUGACAUAGUUCAGUUAUUAACACAUCCUUUUUUCCAGCUUUAGGUCUCUCUGUGACCCCAUCACUGGGCGGAGAAUACUGUAAAGAAUACAAGCCAUCCACCAUUUUUGUAGAAGCAAUUACCUUGCCCUGCUUCUUAAUAAAACACUCAUCACCCUCAAAAAUAAAUUCAAAACCAACAUUUGUAAGGCAUGAAAUUGACAAUAAAGAAAAUUCUAGUUCUUCAACAAACAAUACAUCCCUCAAUUCUGCAUGGCAAAUAACACAUACCUAUACCUGAGAUUGGGCAAUGCUGCCCAUCAGCAAGACAAAUGCUGUCCUUGCCUUUUGGCAAUUUGCUGAGUGUUGUAAAGCAGUCAGGGUUGUUCAUUAUGAUUCUGGCAGAGCCAGUCCAAAAUGUAGCCGUCUGGAAAAAAAAUCUUUUCUUUUCCUGCGGCGGCCGAGACGAAAUGCAUCCACUUUUCUGUCUCACAUGGAUCGCUCGCUUUUCCUUGGAUUUUCACACGGCAAUUUUUCUUCAUGUGCCUGAGCUUGCCACACCGAUAGCAUUUCUUUGCCAACAUGGCACAAUCUGUGGAACGUUCUUCGGUCCCAUCUUCUCAUGAGAAUCUGGGUCUCUGGUUAGCAGGGCGACUCAAACUCCACCAGUCUGCCUUCUCACUCAGCUUUUCCACGCACUUUUCAGAUUCCUCCUGUAGACGGGUUGUUACAUACGCCAUUGAUAAAUCUUCUUGCCUCAUGCUUUCAAGAGAGGCUAUGACAAUAUUAAAGCUUGGUGGGAGACUGGAUAGCAGGAUAUAGAUUUGAUCCAGGUCUAGAAAUCUUUUACCUCUCUUUGGAACUAGAGGAAUAAUGUGCAAAGUCUGGAGGUGUGUGACUAAACACCCACCUUCAGGUAGCGCAGUUCUGUACAGUCUCCUGUUGUUGUUGUUGUUGUUGUUGUUGUUUAGUCAUUUAGUCAUGUCCAACUCUUCGUGACUCCAUAGACCAGAGGACGCCAGGCACUCCUGUCUUCCACUACCUCCCGCAGUUAGUCCAAUUAUUGAACAAGCACUGUCAGACAGGUGUAUCUGACGUAGACGAUCCCAAUAUUGUUUGGCAGAGUACAAAUCUGCAAUGUGCAGGACCUGUGGUUCCUCUAGAGCCAACAAAAUAUGCGCUCUGGCUCUAUCAUCUUCUUCACCUUCCUGCUCAGAGGGUUGUGGCUUCAAACCAGUUUCCACACAGUGCCAAAGUCUAUCACGUUUUAGAACCAGUUCAAGCUUGAUGCUGCAUCGAGUCCGCUUCUUUGGUACGCGGUCUCACCACUGGACCUUCAGUCCCUUUGAGGUCCUCAGUGACAGUACCCUGAUUCUCCAGCUUUAGCAAUUCGCCAUCCAUAAAACACAAGGCCCAUAACCUGACACUCAGCGUAAAUUAAUAAUGCAGAGUUUUUAAGUGAAAGAAUAGGAGCUUUACUUAGUUAAAAUAAACUUCUUCAUAAACAACAUGGUUCCAAACAGUUUGACUGAGAUUACAUACUGACUCUGUUCCUCACAACUGAGGCAUACUGACUCUGACUGAAAUCUUGCAUAGAACACAGAGAGAAAAUGGCUGCUAAGUCACAUGUCAGAGUGACUCAACAGUUAGCAGUUAGGCCUGAAUAACUUGAGUAGGCCGAAAUGAUUGUGCAGUCCCAGCACUUCACAGCCUGCUUUGCUGCUUCUGCUCUCAUGUGUCUUUGUCACGUGACACAACUCCCUUCAGUUCUUCUCCAUUUAUUCCUGAGGCUCUAAUUUUGUCUUCAUUGCAGAUUGUGAUGAAUCUGAAAUCGAGAACAAAGGUGACCAAGAUAAAGUCCCCAGAGAGGAGAAGCCAGAUAAAAAUUUGGAGUGUGGAGAAAGCUGCAAACAGAACUCCCAUUCCACUUCCCUUCAACAAAAUCUUAUUGGAAAGAAACCCUAUCAGUGUGUGGAAUGUGGAAAGAGCUUCAGUCGGAGCGUCAACCUUAUUUCCCAUCAAAGAAUUCAUACAGGGAUGAAACCAUAUCAGUGUGUUGAAUGUGGAAAGAGCUUCACUGAUAGCUCAUCUCUCACUUCCCAUCAAAGAAUUCAUACAAGGGAUAAACAUUAUCAGUGUGUGGAAUGUGGAAAGAGCUUCAAUAAGAAGAACAGUCUUACUUCCCAUCAAAGAAUUCAUACAGGGGAGAAACCCUAUCAGUGUGUGGAAUGUGGAAAGAGCUUCAGUCAGGGUUCCUCUCUCACUUCUCAUCAAAGAAUUCAUACAGGGGAGAAACCCUAUCAUUGUUUUGAAUGUGGAAAGAGCUUCAGUCACAGCCCGAAUCUCACUUCCCAUCAAAGAAUUCAUACAGGGGAGAAACCCUAUCAGUGUGUGGAAUGUGGAAAGAGCUUCACUGAUAGCUCCUCUCUCAUCACUCAUCAAAGGAUUCAUACAGGGGAGAAACCCUAUCAGUGUGUGGAAUGUGGAAAGAGCUUCAGCCAGAGUUUCUCUCUCACUUCCCAUCAAAGAAUUCAUUCAGGGGAGAAACCCUACCAUUGCUUUGAAUGUGGAAAGAGCUUCAGACAGAGACAGAAUCUCACUUCCCAUCAAAGAAUUCAUACAGGGGAGAAACCCUAUCAGUGUGUGGAAUGUGGAAAGAGCUUCACUGAUAGCUCCUCUCUCACCUCCCAUCAAAGGAUUCAUACAGGGGAGAAACCCUAUCAGUGUGUGGAAUGUGGAAAGAGCUUCAGUCAGAACUCCUCUCUCAGUUCCCAUCAAAAAAUUCAUACAGGGGAGAAACCUUAUCAGUGUGUGGAAUGUGGAAAGAGCUUCAGUAAUAAGGACAGUCUUACUUCCCAUCAAAGAAUUCAUACAGGGGAGAAACCCUAUCAGUGUGUGGAAUGUGGAAAGAGCUUCACUACUAGCUCCUCUCUCACUUCCCAUCAACGAAUUCAUUCAGGGGAGAAACCCUAUCAUUGUUUUGAAUGUGGAAAGAGCUUCAGUCACAGCCCGAAUCUCACUUCCCAUCAAAGAAUUCAUACAGGGGAGAAACCCUUUCAGUGUGUGAAAUGUGGAAAGAGCUUCACUAAUAGCUCCUCUCUCACCUCCCAUCAAAGGAUUCAUACAGGGGAGAAACCCUAUCAGUGUGAGGAAUGUGGAAAGAGCUUCAGUCACAGUCAGAAUCUCACUUCACAUCAAAGAAUUCAUACAGGGGAGAAACCCUAUCAGUGUGUGAAAUGUGGAAAGAGCUUCAGUCAGAGCUCCUCUCUCACUUCACAUCAAAGGAUUCAUAAAGGGGAGAAACCCUAUCCGUGUGUGGAAUGUGGAAAGAGCUUCAGAAACAGCCGCAAUCUCACUUCCCAUCAAAGGAUUCAUACAGGGGAGAAACCCUAUCAGUGUGUGGAAUGUGGAAAGAGCUUCAGUAACAGCAAUAAUCGCACUUCCCAUCAAAGAAUUCAUACAGGGGCAAAACCCUAUCAGUGUGUGGAAUGUGGAAAGAGCUUCAGUCAGCGCUCCUCCCUCACUUCCCAUCAAAGAAUUCAUACAGGGGCAAAACCCUAUCAGUGUGUGAAAUGUGGAAAGAGCUUCAGUGACAGCCGCAGUCUCCCCUCGCAUCAGAGAAUUCAUACAGGGGAGAAACCCUAUCCAUGUGUGGAAUGUGGAAAGAGCUUCAGAAACAGCCACAAUCUCACCUCCCAUCAAAGAAUUCAUACAGGGGAGAAACCCUAUCAGUGUGUGGAAUGUGGAAAGAGCUUCAGACAGAGCUCCUCUCUCACUUCCCAUCAAAGAAUUCAUUCAGGGGAGAAACCCUAUCAUUGCUUUGAAUGUGGAAAGAGCUUCAGUCACAGACAGAAUCUCACUUCACAUCAAAGAAUUCAUACAGGGGAGAAACCCUAUCAGUGUGUGAAAUGUGGAAAGAGCUUCACUGAUAGCUCCUCUCUCAGCUCCCAUCAAAGGAUUCAUACAGGGGAGAAACCCUAUCAGUGUGUGAAAUGUGGAAAGAGCUUCACUGAUAGCUCCUCUCUCAGCUCCCAUCAAAGGAUUCAUACAGGGGAGAAACCCUAUCUGUGUGUGGAAUGUGGAAAGAGCUUCACUGAUAGCUCCUCUCUCACUUCCCAUCAAAGAAUUCAUACAGGAGAGAAACCCUAUCAGUGUGUGAAAUGUGGAAAGAGCUUCACUGAUAGCUCCUCUCUCACUUCCCAUCGAAGAAUUCAUACAGGGGAGAAACCCUAUCAGUGUGUGGAAUGUGGAAAGAGCUUCAGCGAUAGCUCCAAUCUCACUUCCCAUUAA
Podarcis lilfordi (Lilford's wall lizard) is the source of this 13319-nucleotide messenger RNA. Lineage: Eukaryota; Metazoa; Chordata; Lepidosauria; Squamata; Lacertidae. The record is from the annotation of a GenBank genome assembly.